CAAUUCUUUUAAAUCACAUGAUCCAAAGGAAACCGAAAGAAACUACAAACAUUAAAAGCUGCGUGGCCUCAAACAAAACACAUAAAUGCACAAGAAGAUAACACCAAACAGGCAUCAACAGCUACUGGACACCAUCAGAUGUAUUACUGGAGGUAAACCAUCACCACGCCUUUUCACAGGCACAGCAACUAAGCAAUGAUGAAUUGGGUGAAAAGACAGUUCACAUCUUCCCCCACUUCUCCUGAGCCAUGGAGGGACAUACCAUGGAGCCAUAAAAACAGAGACCUGCAGUAUGUGAAUGAUUAUCAGCCUCAUAACAGUGAGGUCCAACAGCUCAGAAUUCUGCUUCAUGGACCCUCUGGUUCUGGCAAGUCCAGCUUCUUCAACUGUGUUGACAGCGCUUUACAAGGCAGAGUCACUGGUCGGGCUUUGGUAGAUGCAAUCUCUCACGACAGCUUCACCCAAAAAUACAAAAGUUACAAAUUCCAAAAAGGAGGACCAGGGACGUUUUACCCUUUUGCCUUCACUGACAUCAUGGGCCUUGACAGGGAAACCAACAGAGGAGUUUCUGUGGAAGACAUCAAACUGGCCAUGAUGGGACACAUUAAAGAUGGAUAUACUUUCAAUCCUCUCAGUAAAAUAUCCGAGAAUGAUCCAGACUACAACAAAGACCCCGCUCUGAAGGACCAAGUUCAUGUUCUGGUUUGUGUCGUCUCUGCUGAGACAUUGAACAUCCUGAGUGAUGAACAUGUAGCAAAGAUGAGGGAAGUCAGACUGGCAGCCAGAGACAUGGGAAUUCCCCAAGUGGCCAUUCUCACCAAAAUUGACAGAGCCUGUCCAGAGGUCAAAAAAGACAUAAAGAACGUGUAUAAGAGCAAGCACCUGAAGAAACAGAUGGAGGAACUGAGUGCGGCGCUUGGUAUUCCAGAGUACUGCAUCUUUCCUGUGAAGAACUACCACUCAGAGAUCGACACAGACGAUGACACUGAUACACUGAUACUGAGCGCACUGAGACGCAUCAUUAACUUUGGAGAGGAUUUUGUCAACAGCCUGUAGACCUCCAUACUGCUGAGGCUUUAUCACAGUGUGGAAAAAAAGUCCAUUUGUGAACAGGAAUGACAUAAAGGGCUUGUAUUUACAUGCAUGUAAUGCAUACAGUAUCUGCUAUAUGGUAUGUUGUGUCGCUUCUACCUUGCUGGAUAAAGUAUAAAUAGGCUGUGCAUCAACUGGAGGUAGUUAAAACCUAGAUGUGCAUAAAGCAGGCUUGGAUCAUUCUCAAUAUCCACUUAGAGUUUAGAAUCAUAAAGUAGUUGGUUAUGCUUUGUUGAUGCAGGUGGUAAUCUCUGGUGUUAAACAGGUCAAAAGAAAGCUAAACGUCUCUGUUAAAACUGGGCAUAGACUUUGUUUUUAGACGACUAGCUACAUUUAUCUUUAGUUCCGACAGUGAUUUCUGUUUGAGUGUUUGGACCUGCUCUACACUGAAAGAUUGUGCUACAGUACUGCUGUUCAGGUAAAACCAC
This is a messenger RNA of Epinephelus fuscoguttatus (brown-marbled grouper), 1520 nucleotides long. RefSeq names its product interferon-induced protein 44-like. Lineage: Eukaryota; Metazoa; Chordata; Actinopteri; Perciformes; Serranidae. The record is from RefSeq and is a predicted model, not a curated record. The transcript is spliced from 9 exons. The coding region runs from base 196 to 1056 and encodes 286 amino acids.